Fraxinus pennsylvanica is the source of this 3072-nucleotide messenger RNA. NCBI's taxonomy places the organism in Eukaryota, Viridiplantae, Streptophyta, Magnoliopsida, Lamiales, Oleaceae. The record is from the annotation of a GenBank genome assembly.
AUGGGUGGAUUCAGACAUUCUGGGAUUUUAAUGUUGAUUCUGGCAGUUGUACUAGGUUCUGCUGAAGCUGAUUUGAAGAUGAAUUUCUAUGCCAAGACAUGUCCAAAAGCUGAGAAAAUUGUACAGGACUAUGUCAAUAAACACAUCCCAAAUGCUCCAUCUCUUGCUGCCACCCUCAUAAGGAUGCAUUUCCACGACUGCUUCGUCCGGGGGUGUGAUGCAUCUAUUCUUCUGAACUUCACAUCAAGCACAGGAAACCAAACUGAAAAGGUUUCAGUCCCAAAUCAAACAGUCAGGGGCUUUGAUUUCAUUGACAGGGUGAAGAGUCUGCUUGAAUCUGAAUGCCCUGGUGUCGUUUCUUGUGCAGAUAUCAUCAGUUUGACAGCAAGAGACGCCAUCGUGGCCACGGAAGGAACGGCUUCGGGUUGGUUUCCGGGUUCCGGGAAGGGUCGACCCGAAUUUCUUGGAUUUCUCUGGAAACUUUUGGGAUGUUGGAAUUUUUGUGGGUCAAUAGCAACGUUUUCUUGUUACUGUUGCGCCUUGAGGCUCAAGGAUGGCACAUUUGACUUUGAGCACAGUUGUGUGAAACUAGAAUUCCUGUGUGAUGUAGAAUAUGACACUGAAGAAAGUGGAGGUGGGGUUAGGGGCAAGCGGGCUUCUUCCUUCUGCUCUCCACCGCCACACCCCCACUGCUGGUUCCAAAUCAAAUCGUUAACCUUUUCGGAUUUUGAAGUUCGCCUCAAGCCCUACGGAAUCACGCUAAUGGGGAAGGUAAAGGGAAAACAUCGUUUGGAUAAGUACUACUAUUUGGCAAAAGAGCAUGGCUAUAGAUCUCGAGCUGCAUGGAAGCUGGUUCAACUUGAUUCAAAGUUCGGUUUUCUUCGUUCGGCUAAUUCCGUGCUUGACCUCUGCGCCGCACCGGGUGGAUGGAUGCAAGUGGCCGUCGAGAAGAUGCCCGUCGGAAGUUUAGUAAUCGGUGUCGACCUCGACCCAAUUCGACCAAUCCGCGGCACCAUCUCUGUACAGGAGGAUAUCACCCGGCCCAAGUGUAGAGCGUUGGUUAAGAAACUCAUGGCAGAGAAUGGAUGCAGGGCUUUCGACUUGGUGCUGCACGACGGCUCGCCUAAUGUUGGUGGUGCUUGGGUUAGGGAGGCUACCGGUCAGAAUGCUCUGGUGAUUGACUCGGUUAAGCUUGCUACGGAGCUUUUGGCUCCCAAAGGAACUUUUGUCACCAAGGUUUUCAGAUCUCAAGAUUAUACUGCCGUCCUUUUCUGUCUUAGACAGCUCUUUGAGAAGGUUGAAGUGGAUAAACCACAAGCUAGUCGUUCAGCAUCAGCCGAAAUUUAUAUUGUGUGUUUCAAGUAUAAGGCACCUGCUAAAAUUGAUCCGCAACUUCUUGAUGUAAAGUACCUCUUCCAAGGAGGUAAAGAGCCUCCAAAGGUGGUGGAUGUUAUAUCUCUAUGUGAUGAUCUUCGUGUCUUGGGGAAGCAAGACUUCAAGCAUCUUUUAAAAUGGCGCAUGCAAAUAAGGAAGGCACUGUCUCCUAUAGAGAAGGCUACUUUUGUUACGACGACCGUGGAACGGGAGGGCAAAGAACAUGAAGAUGAUAGGAUACUUAAUGAAAUGGAGGAGUUGGCAAAUGCCAUGGAGCAGAAGAAGAAAAAGACAAAGAAACUUCUAGCAAAGAGACAAGCCAAGGACAAAGCUAGGAAAGCAUUAGGCAAGCAAAUAGACGCGACAGAGGAUGGCUACACCGAUCAUGAAUUGUUCACUCUAACUUCUAUCAAGGGGAAGAAAGAACUUGUGGCUAUUGAUAAUGAUGAAUAUGAUUGUGAAAAUGAUGAAAUUGGAAGUAGUGACAGCGAAGGAGGCCUUGAGGAAGCCCAAGGGGACACAUCUAGUGAUGCAGACACUGAUGAAGAACACCAACGGUAUGGUGAGCAACUGCAGGAGUUACUUGACAAAGCCUACGAAAGAUUUGUAGCUAAACAGGAAGGAACUACGAAGCAGAGAAAGCGUACAAAACAAGCUUAUUUUGAGGGCGAUCAACUCUUGGAGGGUGACAAUGACAAUAACAUGGUUCAUUCUGAUCGAGACUCCGAUAAUGAUGGAGAUCGUGAGGUGAAUCCGCUUGUGGUACCACUCUUAGAGAAUGCACCGAGUCAGGAGGAGAUUGCAUCAAAAUGGUUCAGUCAAGAUGUCUUUAUGGACGCCGAUGAAAGAGAGGAUUUGGAGAAUGAUGAUAGCGAAGGUGAAAUGCAGAUGGAUAUGCCAGUCGAACAUCCCACAAUUCAGGAGAAGACAAUUGAAGAUUCACCAGAAAAAUUCAAGGGUUCAAGAAAGACAAGUAAAUUACCUACAGUAAAAGUUUCCAAAGUAGAUGACGAUCUUGAGAUAGUUCCUGCUCCACAUAUAGAUUCUAGUGAUUCAUCAGACGACUCAGAUGAAGACGACAUUGGUUCAAAAGCAGAGAUAUUAGCUUGUGCAAAAAAGAUGCUGACGAAAAAGCAGAGGGAACAGGUUCUUGAUGAUGCGUACAACAAAUAUAUGUUCCAUGAUGAGGGAUUAUUACCGAAGUGGUUUGUGGAUGAGGAAAAGAGGCAUUACCAGCCAAUCAAGCCUGUGACAAAAGAGGAGAUUGCUGCAAUGAGAGCACAGUUCAAAGAAAUUGAUGCUCGGCCAGCAAAGAAGGUGGCACAAGCGAAAGCUAGAAAGAAACGAGCUGCCCAUAAGCAGCUAGAAAAGGUACGCAAGAAGGCGAACUCUAUAUCGGAUCAGAUAGAAAUAUCAGACCGUUCGAAGAGUAAAAUGAUCGAACAGCUUUAUAAGAAGGCAACACCUAAAAAACCUAAGAAGGAAUAUGUGGUAGCAAAGAAGGGCGUUCAAGUCAAGGCUGGAAAGGGGAAAGUUGUUGUUGAUAGACGAAUGAAAAAGGAUGCCAGGAAGCAGGGAAUGAACAAGCGGGGGAAAGAAACAAAAGGAAAGAAGAAAGGUAAAGGAUCAGCGAAGGGACCAAGAAAGGGGAAGGAAAAGGGAAAGGGAAAAGGAAAAGGGGGAAGUAAAAUGAAGUAG